GAGGAUUAUACAGUAUGAGGGUAAUAACUGAUAAACUGUUUGCUUGGUGUUGUACAAUGGAAAAUGCAAACCAAGAUAAUGCUUCUUCCAGAGAAGGGUUACUUCUUAGGAUGGGUCUUAAUGAUAACAAAGCUGGAAUGCAAGGGCUGGAUAAAGAGAAGAUCAACAAAAUCAUAAUGGAAGCCUCCAAGGGUUCUAGAUUUUAUGAAAAUGAACUUAAGAAAGACCAACAAGUUAAUAAACGGAUUGAAAAAAUGCUGAAACUAAAAAGUAAAAUCACAGAUCAACAGAUUUUGAAAGCACAAUUGCAGAUGGAUAAACUUGCAAUUGAAUUGGAUCAGAAUCGUGACCUUAGUUGUACUAUUGUACACAUUGACAUGGAUGCCUUUUAUGCAGCUGUAGAAAUGAGAGACAAUCCUGAAUUAAGGGAUAAGCCCAUAGCAGUGGGUUCACUGAGUAUGCUGUCCACUUCAAAUUACCAUGCUAGAAGAUAUGGGGUACGUGCAGCUAUGCCUGGAUUUAUUGCAAAGAAACUUUGUCCACAUCUUAUUAUAGUACCAUUAAACUUUAAGAAAUAUGAAGAAGUAAGUAAACAGAUUAGGGAAAUACUAGCUGAAUAUGAUCCUCAAUUCAUGCCCAUGGGCCUUGAUGAAGCCUACUUGAACAUAACAGAGUAUUUAGAAGAACGGAACCACUGCUGUAAAAGAAAACAUCUCAGUACAUCCAAGUUUGGUCUAAAUGAAAAACAGAAUAUAAUUAUAUCUGAUGAAUCAAACUUGAGUGAAGAUAUGCAUUCCUGUUCACCAGUAUUGUUUGACAGUGACACUUUGAUUGAUAAGCAGACUAUUCAGCCAUCUUUGGCCGUAAAAGAACAGCAAUGCCAACAGUCAAGAGUUCAGUUAAAGUCAGUUGUCUUGGAAACAUCAGCUGAGGAAGUUGUAAAUGAAAUUCGUUUGAGAAUUGAACAAAAAACUGGGAUGACUGCCAGCGCUGGCAUUGCUCCAAACAUGAUGUUGGCAAAAAUGUGCAGUGAUAAAAAUAAACCUAAUGGCCAAUAUAGAAUCCCUCCAGAAAGAGAUGCUGUGAUGGACUUCAUCAAAAAUUUGGCUAUUAGAAAGGUACCAGGCAUAGGAAAAGUAACAGAGAAAAUGCUAAAAGCUUUGGAAAUAGUGACUUGCACAGAACUGUACCAGCAGAGAGCUCUGAUUUCUCUUCUGUUUUCUGAAACAUCCAGCCAUAAUUUUCUUGAAAUCUCUCUUGGUUUGGGUUCCACACAUUUGGAAAGGGACUGGGAAAGAAAAAGUAUGAGUACCGAAAGGACGUUUAAUGAAAUAAGUGCAUCAGAACAAUACAAGUUAUGUCAAGAACUCUGCAGUGACCUUGCUCAGGAUUUGAAAAAGGAAGGACUUAAAGCUAGAACCAUAACUUUAAAAUUGAAGAAUGUGAACUUUGAAGUGAAAACAAGAGCUAAUACAGUACUUUCUGCAGUUUCUACUGAAGAUGAAAUAUUUGCUAUUGCUAAAGAUUUGCUUAAAUCAGAAAUGGAGAUUGUGGCCCCAGAACCUUUACGUUUAAGAUUAAUGGGUAUAAGAGUAUCAGGUUUUUUAACUGAAGAAGAAAAAAAAUACCAUCAGAAGAGCAUUGUUAAUUUCUUAGGACCAGGAAAACAAGCCUGUGCUUUUAAGAAAGCUGUCAACAUUUUCCCAAAAGUAUCUGAAGGAGAAAGCUUUUUCAAUAAAAAGAGAGCUACAAGAGAGCAAACCAAUCAAGGGAUAUUUUUAAAUGAAUCUUCAAACAAGAAGAGUCUACCAGAUACAAUGUCAACAAUAACUUCAGGAGAACAAAGAAAGGAUGAUGAACAUCAGAUCUUUAUUUGCCCUAUUUGCUUUGAAGAGCAGCAAGAUAGCACUUUAGAAACAUUUAAUAGACAUAUUGAUAUGUGCCUUAGGGGAACAAAAGAAAAAGAAAAUGCAGAAAUUACAGAUAAUAGCAAAUCAUGGAAAAAUGAUCCUCCUGUGGAUGUGGGGGAAAAAGAAGAGAUAAAAGCUAAAAUAAGUAAACCACCAGUGAAUGAGCAGUCAAUAAAUAUACCUGAUUGUGAUUCUGCAAGUGGCAAAGAUGUUUUGCCUAAGUGCCUAGUUCAUAAACAGGAUGACAAUGGAUGCGGUCCUUCUAAUGCUUCGGUAUCUGAAAUGCAUGCUAAAGAUGAUUUAUCUUCUGGAGCCUUGUUAAUAGAUAAAGAAGAAUCAAAUUGCUCAGGAAGUAAUUUGCAAAGUUUUUCUGGCAUUACUGAAAAUGUUUUUGUUUGUCCAGUUUGCAACACAGAACAAAAAACAAAGGAUCUCACCUUGUUCAAUAGGCACGUGGAUGUUUGUUUGAACAAAGGCAUCAUUGAACAGUUGACAGAAAAAUCAGGUCAUGAAAUCUUAGAUAGAGGACAAUAUAAUACAAACUUUUCAGCAGGAACCAAAAGAUCUGGAACAAUAAUUCCCCAGUCAACAUCCAAAAAAGUCAAAUCAGGCAAUACUAGAUUCCAUCUUGAGUAUCUCCCUUGUGCCCAGGUGUCAGACAAAUUCAAAGAACAUGGAAGAGAUACAGAGAAAUGUAGUGAAGAUAAUCAAGAAAUCAGAAAAUGAGCCUUAAGAGGCGAAAUGGAAAUAGAGAGAAGAAAAUAUACUGUGUGAGUGGGAGGGAAUAAAUUCAGUUGCACUUUUGAAGUACCUGAAGGAUGUUACAUAGAAAACCCAAGAUCUAUGUAUCAGAAUGCAAGACAUGGAAUAAAUGAUCAAAAUUAUGGGAAUUCAGAUUCCUAUUAAAUGGUGGGAUAAUUUUCUACAGUAUUAAGAGCAGUUGAUUGAGGGAGUCAAUUACUAAGGGAUCUAGUGAAUUUGAACUCUCCUUUAAACAAAAGCUGGGGUUUAUUACUUUGAAAUCCUGCAUUGACACGAACUCCAUGGUCUAAAUGAGCCCGGCAACUUUGUGAUUCUUUGGAGUUGUAUGUUUUAAAAUAAUUUAAUUUGUAAUUUAUUCAAUGUAAUUUAUUUUGUGAAAUAAUUUUAAUCUAAGAUGCAUUUUCCUAAAACUUGUAGUACCAUUUUUUAAAAAAUUGUAAAACUCAAGAUAAAGAUUUUAGCAAAACAGCACAAAAUGUGUAAAAUAAAUACUC
Molecule: messenger RNA, 3166 nt
Organism: Pseudonaja textilis
Lineage: Eukaryota; Metazoa; Chordata; Lepidosauria; Squamata; Elapidae
Source: RefSeq, a predicted model, not a curated record